This is a messenger RNA of Epinephelus lanceolatus (giant grouper), 6745 nucleotides long. NCBI's taxonomy places the organism in Eukaryota, Metazoa, Chordata, Actinopteri, Perciformes, Serranidae. The record is from RefSeq and is a predicted model, not a curated record.
AGGGGGAGGGGAGGCUCCAGACUCAGUAAGUGUGUGUCGGUGUGUGGAUGUCAGUGUACGGUGGAAAAUUCAGCCGCUGGAGGACUUUUCUCUCCGAGUAAAACUACUUAUUUCUGCGAAUAAAGCCAAUGACGAGGACAAGACGAGGAGGACACAGGCGAAAAUGCGAGAAGAAAUCCAGGAAGAGAGUGUGUGCUUAUUAAAAAUUCAGCGCGGGAGAACAGACAUUAUCGCCCCUUCAGAUGACUUGUGGCAGCACCGAGGAUAAACUCCGACACUAACGGGCUUCAAACAUCACUGAAUGGGGUGAGACGAAGCGGAGUUUUAUCUGAAGAGCGACUCCAAAGCAUUUCCAAGCGGCCAAAAAGCAAAAGGGAAGGGGAGGAGAGGGGGGCAAAGAAAACGCCCUGCUGCCUGUUGCUGGUAUCUCCACAUUCAAACUUUAUCGCCGAGUUGGAAAAAUGCAUCGUUCACUUAACGGGAGGUGAUGAUUCAAGUGUGACGUUAUCUUUAUUAGCCGGACGCCAAACAGCUAGCUAACUGAGGGCCCGCUUCACUGGGCAAGUUUUGGGUGUCUCUGCUUUGGGGAUAUUUUCUCUUCAUUGUGCACACUAUUCCUGUUGGAAGCGAUUUGGGUGGGCUGAGAGCCCAAGGCUGCUCCGCUAGGCCCACGGCCAUUAGCCAGGAACAAAGAGGUUUCACAUGUAAACUCAAACAGUUUUGGGGAAAAGCUCCUCAUAUUUUUUUUGCUCAACUUUUAACCCACCGACGCUGCAGCCAUGUCUAACGGCGCGGAGAGGAGGAUGGAAAGCCGGCUGAAGAAGCUGGAGGACAUGAUCAGAGAGCCCAGAUCCCCCAUAAACCUGGAAAGUUUGCUGGACUCCAUCAACGCCUUGGUCUUAGACUUGGACUACCCUGCACUACGCAAGAACAAAAACAUCGAAACCUUCUUAAACAGAUAUGAGAAAGUCAUAGGACAGACUCGAGACCUCCAGAUGAAGUCUGAAGACUUUGACAGAGUUAAAGUCAUUGGUCGAGGGGCAUUCGGUGAAGUCCAGCUAGUCCGACAUAAAGCCUCUCAGAAGGUCUAUGCCAUGAAACUAUUGAGCAAAUUUGAGAUGCUCAAGCGCUCUGACUCAGCUUUCUUCUGGGAAGAGAGGGACAUUAUGGCCUUUGCCAACAGUCCCUGGGUUGUGCAGUUGUGCUGUGCCUUCCAAGAUGAGCACUACCUCUACAUGGUGAUGGAGUACAUGCCGGGAGGUGACCUGGUCAACCUCACCAGCACCUACGACGUGCCGGAGAAAUGGGCCAAGUUCUACACAGCAGAGGUGGUGAUGGCCCUGGAUGCCAUCCACUCCAUGGGCUUCAUCCAUCGGGACGUCAAGCCGGACAACAUGCUGCUGGACAGACACGGACACCUCAAACUAGCCGACUUUGGCACAUGCAUGAAGAUGGAUUCUACUGGCAUGGUGCACUGUGAUACAGCUGUCGGGACUCCAGACUACAUCUCUCCGGAGGUGCUGAAAUCCCAGGGAGGAGAUGGGUAUUAUGGGAGAGAGUGUGACUGGUGGUCUGUAGGGGUCUUCAUCUUCGAGAUGCUUGUCGGUGACACGCCAUUCUACGCCGACUCUCUGGUGGGAACCUACAGUAAGAUCAUGGACCACAAAAACUCCCUCAACUUCCCCGAUGAUGUGGAGAUCUCCAAAGAUGCCAGGAAUAUCAUCUGUGCCUUCCUGACUGACAGGGAGGUGCGAUUGGGCAGAAAUGGCGUGGAGGAAAUCAAGCGGCACCCUUUCUUCAAGAACGACCAGUGGACCUUCGACACCAUCAGAGACUCGGUUGCCCCUGUGGUCCCAGAGCUGAGCAGUGACAUAGACACCAGUAACUUUGAUGAGAUUGAAGACGACAAAGGCGAUGUAGAAACUUUCCCCACACCUAAAGCCUUUGUUGGAAACCAGUUACCCUUUGUUGGUUUCACUUACUUCAAAGAAGACCAGUUACUAAACGCUUCCAACAAUAUCUCGGUGGCUCACGAUAAUUCGAAAGGAGAGUCAGCAGCACUGCAGAAGAAAUUGCGCCACCUGGAGGUGCAGCUGAAUAAUGAGAAGCAAGUCAGAAGUGAUUUGGAGCAAAAACACAGAGCUGCCACCAGCCGUCUAGACAAAAUCUCCAAAGAACUUGAGGAAGAGGUGAGCAGCAGAAAGAAUCUGGAGUCGAGUCUGAGGCAGCUAGAAAGGGAGAAAGCACUGCUGCAGCACAAGAGCCUGGAGAGCCACCGCAAGGCCGAGAGCGAGGCUGACAGGAAGCGCUGCCUGGAGAACGAAGUCAACAGCCUUCGAGACCAGCUGGAUGACAUGAAGAGGAGAAACCAGAAUUCCCACAUUUCAAAUGAGAAGAACAUUCACCUGCAGAAACAGCUGGAGGAAGCCAACACAUUGCUGCGGGCAGAGUCUGAGGCGGCGACGAGGCUCCGCAAAGCCCAGACGGACAACAGCAAGCAGCUGCAGCAGCUGGAGGCCAACGCGCGCGAGCUGCAGGACAAAUGCUGCCUGCUGGAGCGCAGCAAGCUGAGCCUGGAGAAGGAAUGCAUCAGCCUGCAGGCCGCACUGGAGACAGAGAGGAGGGAGCACAGCCAGGGCUCAGAGACCAUCAGCGACCUGAUGGGACGCAUUUCUGGCCUGGAGGAGGAGGCACGUCAGCACAGACAGGCUCUGUCCAAAACUGAGACAGAGAAGAGACAGCUUCAAGAAAAACACACAGAUCUGGAGAAGGAGAAGAGCAACAAGGAGAUUGAUUUGACCUACAAGCUGAAGGUGCUGCAGCAGGAGCUGGAGCAGGAGGAGGCCUCUCACAAAGCCACCAAGGCAAUGCUGGCAGACAAGAGCAAGAUCAAAGAAACCAUCGAGGGCGCCAAGUCAGAGUCCAUGAAGGAGAUAGAGCAGAAGCUGGCGGAGGAACGAGCAGCCAAACUUCGUCUGGAGAAUCGAAUUCUAGAUCUGGAGAAGCACAGCAGCAUGAUGGACUGUGACUAUAAACAGGCUCUGCAGAAACUAGAUGAGCUACGCAGACACAAGGACCUACUAACUGAGGAGGUGAAAAACCUGACGCUGAAGAUUGAGCAGGAGACCCAGAAGCGUAACCUGACUCAGAACGACCUCAAGGCCCAGAACCAGCAGCUCAACUCUCUGCGAACUUCCGAAAAGCAACUCAAACAGGAGAUGAAUCACCUGCUUGACAUCAAACGCAGCCUGGAGAAACAGAACCAAGAGUUGCGCAAAGAAAGACAGGACACAGACGGGCAAAUGAAGGAAUUACAGGACCAGUUGGAAGCUGAACAGUAUUUCUCUACACUGUACAAGACCCAGGUUCGUGAACUGAAAGAGGAGUGUGAGGAGAGGAACAAACUCUACAAAGAUGUGCAGCAGUCUCUGCAGGAGCUUCAGGAGGAGAGGGAUUCAUUGGCAGCUCAGCUUGAGAUUACACUGACAAAGGCUGACUCAGAGCAGCUGGCGCGCUCCAUCGCUGAGGAGCAGUACUCAGACCUGGAGAAGGAGAAGAUAAUGAAGGAGCUGGAGCUGAAGGAGAUGAUGGCCCGCCAUCGUCAGGAGCUAUCGGAGAAGGAUAUCACCAUCAGUUCGCUGGAGGAAGCCAACAGGACCCUGACCAGUGAUGUUGCCAACCUAGCCAAUGAGAAGGAGGAGCUGAACAACAAAUUGAAGGAGGCAAUAGAAGAAUCAGAAAAGUCAAAGGACUGGGAGCAGCAGAUCAGCCAGAUGAAGCAGGCGUUUGAGAAGCAGCUGCAGUCAGAGAGGACGCUGAAGACUCAGGCCGUCAAUAAGCUGGCAGAGAUCAUGAACAGGAAGGAGGUUCGUGGCGGAGGCAGUCGCCGUGGUAACGACACAGACAUGCGGCGAAAGGAGAAGGAGAACAGGAAGCUGCAGUUGGAGCUGAGGUCGGAGAAGGAAAAAUUCAACAGCAGCAUCAUCAAAUACCAGAGAGAGAUCAACGAAAUGCAGGCGCAACUGUCAGAUGAGAGCCAGAUGCGUAUUGAGCUGCAGAUGGCCCUGGACAGUAAGGACAGUGACAUCGAGCAGCUGAGGAACCUCCUGCAGACACUCAGUGUUCAAUCGAUGGACUCCGCCAGUGUCAGCAGUGGGCCAGAGUUUGACACUGAUGAUGCGUUCACAGAAACGAGGCUGGAGGGCUGGCUCUCGCUCCCUGUCAGAAACAACACCAAGAAGUUUGGAUGGGAGAGAAAGUAUGUUGUGGUGAGCAGCAAGAAGAUUCUCUUCUACAACAACGAGCAAGACAAAGAGCAGUCCAUUCCCUACAUGGUGCUUGAUAUUGACAAACUCUUCCAUGUGAGGCCUGUCACGCAAACGGAUGUGUACCGUGCUGACGCCAAAGAGAUUCCCAGGAUAUUCCAGAUUCUUUAUGCCAAUGAAGGCGAGAGCAAAAAGGAGCCAGAGUUUCCCGUGGAUCCGCUGCCUAUCGGAGAGAAGUCCAGCUACAUCUGCCACAAGGGCCACGAGUUCAUCCCCACGCUGUACCAUUUCCCCACCAACUGUGAGGCAUGCACCAAGCCGCUGUGGAACAUGUUCAAGCCGCCGCCUGCUCUGGAGUGCCGGCGCUGCCACAUCAAGUGCCACAAGGACCACAUGGACAAGAAGGAGGAGAUCAUCGCUCCAUGCAAAGUGAACUACGACGUGUCUUCGGCCAAGAACCUGCUGCUGCUGGCCGUGUCCCAGGAGGAGCAGCAGAAGUGGGUGAGCCGACUGGUCAAGAAGAUUCCUAAGAAGCCCCCACCACCAGAGCACUUUGCGCGCUCCUCUCCACGUGCCUCCAUGAAGGUCCAGCCCAGUCAGUCCAUGAGGAGGCCCAGUCGACAGCUCCCCACCAGCAAGAGCAGGUCAAAUGGCUUCAGAAUGAAGGAAUCCAACAGUGGACUCACACAGUGGUACAAAUGACGACUUCUCCCACCUUGUUCCUCCUUUGCCCAGAUGUUUCUCUAUAAACGACUCAAUCUUUGAAUUUAACCUUGCUUUGGGAGUGUGUCGCCUCCUCGAGGUGGUGGGGUGUGUGUCCUCGAAAAUCAAAGACUAUACAAAGCUGUGUUUGCAGAUCAGCACACCGAACUCCACAUCACUUCUCCACAACCCACCCUGUCGUGCUUCAGCCUGUGAGAGUUACAAAGUCUGUUUUCCCCCGUUUCGUUGAACUUCUUUCCCAGGCACUAGAAGCGCUAACGACUAUCAAACUCACCUUAACACCUGUGAUCUUUUCACCGAGCUGGAUGGCUUGUAAGCACAUUAGCCGAAGUCUUCUCUUGGGCCCUUAACUAGAGCAAUUAAGUGUCUCUGGGGGUUGGAGGAGCUUGUUCAGCUCCCACAGAACAGAAGAGAGCUCUUAUUAGCCCGACCUGGGCUGGCAAAGAGGGGAUACACUUACCUCAACACUUCUCACCAGGACACACUGUCUGAUUGAAGGACCCAACAGGAAAACUCUCAACUCCUCCUCACCACCUUUGGGGAUUCUUGUGGCCAAAUAAAGAAAGACAUUCUUGUGUUUAAUGAUUGUUAACAAUAUGAAGGGUUUAAUGGGGAACACUACACUCAGAAGAUAGUAAAUUUUGUAAUUUGUUGGCUGCAUACAGCUGAGAUUGUUGAACUUGAUCCCAGAUACAGUAUCUGUACUUUGGCUUAUUCAAACUCUUUAACAUAUUGAUUGUAGCUUCUUGCUUCCCACGAUUCUGCUUUCAGGUGCGCGUCCACACGGGUCACAGAAACUUGAAUGAGGUACUUAAGCAAACCAGCUGUUGGGAAAGAGUGUCAUAUGGCUCCAGGAUUUGAGUAAAUAAUUCCUUGAGUGCCUCUUAUUCAGAUUUCUGACUCGGUCACGCUCUGAAUCACUGGUUUGUCGUUGUGUGACUACAGUAAAGGUUAGAAGUGAACAGAAUCCUACUCUGAAUGGCGUUAGAUGAAGAACCAGACAUAAGAUCCUCGUAAUCCCAUAAUAUUCCAAACCUGCACUGUCAGUUAUGAGGGUUAAUGUUUACUGAACUCAAGGGGUGCACCGUUAUGCUUUUCUGAUCCGAGCUCGGCUCCUUUUGUUGUUUGAAUGUACAUCUGGGCUUUACCAGAGACGACACGCAGGCAUUGUAUUACUUCUAUCCAAAUAUACUUGACUGAAGCCCCCUUUAAUCACCAACUACUCCUGAGUGAACUUGCAUGUGUUUGCCUUUUCAGGCCUCACACUUAAGUGCUGUCACCCACAGGCCUGCACCUGUUAGACAUGUAGUUUUUAGCAUUGAAAAUUUGGGGACUUGACCAAUAAGAAGCAGAAACAAUGAAGGUAUGCAGUCAUAACCCAUGAGUCAAAAUACUGAGCAGCACUAUUCCAUUGAAAGUUUUUCUAAAAGUGUUUGUCCUGAUAUUUUUGUAUUAAAAGUAACCAAACUCUGAGUUUGGGCACAUUGUUGUGUAUGUGGCUUACAUAGCAGGUGGAGAGCAACUAUGUGUGUGUGCGUGUGUGUGUGCGUGUGUACUGAGUGCUCUCCUUUAACCAAGAAGCAUGUUUUAUACAUAUAAAUAUACACAGUAUAUAUUUUACAUGCCAUACAGUGCACAUUAUAUUAUUUAUACAGCCUUGUCCACUUUGUAUUUAAGGGCUCUACAUCCAGAUUGCAUGUUUGCUACCAAACAGCUCUAUAGUAAUAACUACUUCAACAAUAAAGACAUGGAUGUGC